Onthophagus taurus is the source of this 1485-nucleotide messenger RNA. Lineage: Eukaryota; Metazoa; Arthropoda; Insecta; Coleoptera; Scarabaeidae. The record is from RefSeq and is a predicted model, not a curated record.
AUGCUUCCAACACAAUGGACAAACAGCUGCGAAUUGAUCUUACCCUACAUCUCAAAACAAGAAGAGCAUGUUGUAUCCAAAAAUAGUACUCACACGGACAAAGAGAAAAUACAGAAACUGAAUAGACUACGGUUGCCAACUUAUCAAACAGAAGGUUCUUGGGAUGUAGAUGGAAAAGAACCCUCAAUAUGGGAUGAUUUCACCCACACCUUCCCAAAUAAAAUAAAAAAUACAUCCAACUCUGAUAUAUCAUGCGAUGGUUACAAAAAAAUAGAUGAAGAUGUAGAAUUAUUAAAAAAUCUCGGUGUAAACAUCUACAAAUUUUCUAUUUCUUGGUCGAGAAUUGUAAACGAUGGAAAAAUGAAUCAUCAAGGUUUAGAACAUUACAACAAAUUAAUUGAUGCGUUGAUAUCACAUGAUAUCUCCCCGAUGGUAACACUUUUCCAUUGGGAUACACCUCAAAGUAUCCAAUCUAUAGGAGCAUGGCUAAAUCCUUACGUUGCAACACUUUUUGUUGAAUACGCUCGAUUAGUAUUUGAAAUUUUCGGCAAUAGAGUUAAAUAUUGGAUAACAUUCAACGAUCCUUUAACAUUUUGUUUAAGAUCAUACACCGAUGCAAAUUUUCCGCCAGUUGGAACAAAUUCAAAAAUAAGCAUUUAUCUUUGUUCUUAUGUUGUUUUAAAAUCUCAUGCUGCAGUUUAUCGACUUUACGAAAAUUCGUUUAAAUACAGUCAAAAUGGCUUGAUGAGUAUUAAUUUGGGAACGCCUUGGUUUGUAGCAGAAACAACCAACGAAUAUAAUGUUAAAUUCGCUAAAAUGUUGAUGGAAUUUACUUUGGGUCAAUUUGCCGAACCAAUUUUCGGUAAUGGGAAUUACCCGAAAAUAAUGAGAGAUAAGAUUAGUACAAACAGUAUGAUAGAGAAGAUGUUAAAUUCAAAACUUCCAAAAUUUACGAAAGAUGAAAUUGAAACUAUAAAUAACUCAGCAGAUUUCUUUGCUUUAAAUUAUUAUACUUCUAUUACCAUUUCAAAUAACACAUUUUCCAAAGAUAUCGCAACGAAAAAAAAUCUUCAAAAUCUGUGGGAUAAUUCUGUUAAAAAUUUAAUAAAAUCAGACGCAGAAUCUUUAGAAGCACUCCUAAAUUACAUUAAAAGCAAAUAUGGGAAUAUACCGAUUUUUAUUGUUGAAAAUGGAUAUCCCGAUACGGGAAUUAUCGAAGAUUACGAGCGGACUCAUUACAUUCAAACUCAUCUAAAUUCAGUACUUAAUGCUAUUUUUAGAGAUGAAAUUAAUGUUAUCGGUUAUAAUGUAAGAAGUUUUUUGGAUUCAUUUGAAUGGACAGAUGGAUACAGUGUAAAAUUUGGAUUGUAUCAAGUGGAUUUUGAAAACAAUGAGCGUAAAAGAAUUCCUAAACUUUCUUCAGAAGCUUACAAAGAAAUUGUUCGUAAUAAAAGAUUACCAUCAACUAUAACUGAUAAACCUUAA